AUGAAAUCAUGCCGCGCUUCCUCCAGUGCCCAACUCUCCAAACCCAACUUUCCCAAACCCAACUUUCCCAAACCCAACUUUCCCAAACCCAACUUUCCCAAACCCAACUUUCCCAAACCCAACUUUCCCAAACCCAACUUUCCCGAACCCAACUUUCCCGAACCCAACUUUCCCGAACCCAGACACACCAGCGUUGUUACUAGCUCUCCUGAAGGCAGAAUGCUUUGCGAUUUUGACAUUUUUAGUCAUCCAGAAUCAUUACCCAGGCUAAGAGAAGAGCUGAGGAUACUCAAUGAGCAAAUCAAGAUCGUGCAAGGCCUCGAACACGCCAAGACCCGGCUUGCGGCAAGAGCUUCAUUGGAUUCCAACACCUUAGCAAAAUGUGACGUGUUUGUGCGCUAUAUCAACGAUAACAAAUCAGUCAAUUUCAACUCUGAAGUCCGCAAGCUAAAUCUAGACGAGCUUGCAUUUUGCUCAAUCAGUUUCGAAGAGAGACGUCUCAAAUCUGUGGCCUUCCACUUCAAAGCGUGCAGCAUCCGGACUUACAUGACGAAAGCUCAGGUUUCAUGCCUAGAUCGUCCAGAUAUUAUGAGACGGCUUAGGAGACUUUCUACGGAAUCUGAGAGAAACAUAUUCCUUGAGCUCUAUAUGGCCGCCGAGGAAGCUGCCCAAGACGUUCAUGGUAACUCACUGCAGUUGGACGCCGUAUCGGAUGAACAGAUGAUUGAUGCGCUACCUUCCCACUAUCCUUCUACAACGGCAAACCAGCCUGACGCCUUUGAAUUUCCUGCGGCGCGUUGGACUAACAUCGAAAAGGUUUUUCCAACGCGAAUUGCGGCAGCCGCUCGUCAAGUGCCUCCGCGUUUAGUCGAUCCGAAUAUAACAGACUGCGUCCGAUCAAGAUUCCCCAGGGGACGGGCGGGUGGUGACGCGCUUAUCUGGCUGGAUCUUGAAGCUGUUGGAAUACAGCCAAUGCUGUGUGGCACUGGCCCCGGAAUAGAAAUUGCCCAGAUUCAAAGGGUCCUUGGCGAUACUAUUUUCCAUGCUAUUGAGAAGAGCGACUUGUGGAAAUGGGAGAAAGAACAUGGACAUUUGAACAAGACAGAGUGCGUGAAGAUUAAGACGUAUUGUCACGUGGAACUUCGAGUAGGCUACGACACGAGUAUAGCGCAGAUUUUGUUCAAUUGA
This is a messenger RNA of Penicillium oxalicum, 1188 nucleotides long. RefSeq lists its product as uncharacterized. The transcript has 2 exons. Bases 1 to 1188 code for a protein of 395 amino acids. The record is from RefSeq and is a predicted model, not a curated record. NCBI's taxonomy places the organism in Eukaryota, Fungi, Ascomycota, Eurotiomycetes, Eurotiales, Aspergillaceae.